AUUUUGCUCAGAUACUAGCUAGAUUGAUCAAAAAAUGAACCACCAAGAGAUUCAGAACUUGCUUUAUCAACAAUUCCAAUUUUCAGAAUCAAGAAUCAAAUCUUUAUACUCGAACUUUGAUGAUUUAAUCGUUGAUAAUAUUGAUGGCUAUCAGGCAAACUUGCAAAUUUGGAAAGACUUAUUAUCCAAAAUCAUCUCAAAUUUGAAUAUAUUGAUAUUUGAUUUUAGUAACAUUCUAGAUGAUUUAGCUUAUCAUCACAAAUCAAAAUCAGAAGACCACUUAAUUCCAUUGUCCUUAGACACUGUUAUAAACGAUUUAAUCAAUGACGAUUCAAUGGAAAAUAGAUUUUUUUUACCUCUAACUCUUUUCAACAAUUCUAAAACCUCGAUUUAUUACAAAAAGAAUUUGGUUUCAAAUUUGGUUUAUUGGGUUUUAAACAAAUUAACUGUUGGUUUUAUUAACAGUGGUAUUAAUUACAAUAUUAAUAAAAACUCAUCGAAAUCCUCAUCUUCAUCAUUACUGCUUUCAAAAAAAGGAAAUUAUCUUAAAAGUGAUCAAUUCAUCAACAUCUUCUUUCUAAAUAAAUUGAGAUUGUUAAUUCUUGAACAAAUCAACGAAGUGAAUUUAAUAACCAAUAAAAUCUUUUUAAAAGAUGAUUUAAUCUUAAUUUUAAAAAAUAUAUUUCUAACAAAAUUAGAAUCAUUUAAUCCAACUUUAAAUUAUCAAAAUAAUGAAGAAACCUAUUUUGACUCAAUUUUCACUUAUUUAUCAAGAGAUAAAAACGACAUUAUAAUUUCAACUGAUUCAGCUACUAAGAAUCAAUUUAUUAAAUUCAAAUCUAGUAAUAAUGAGUUGACAAUAACUGAAGAAGAAAAAUCAAUUGCUCAAAUCAAAUACUCAAUUAGUUUGCUAAAUUUGCAAAUCACCAAAACUGACUCAAAAAUUUCUGAUGUAGAAUCAAAAAUUAAAAAUUUAUUGCCAAUUACUAUCUCCAAUAAACCGAUAAUCAAAAUCUACUUGAAAUCAAAAAAAGUUUUGCAAUCAAAUUUAAUUAAAUUUAUUACAAAUCUAGAUCAAUUAGAUAGUAUUUUAAGCAGUAUAAACCAAGCAAAAACUAACAUUAUUAUGGCUGAUACUCUUCAAAAAUCUAACCUUAUUUUGAAAGAUUUAAAUAAUAAAAUUAGUUUAGAUGAAUUGGAAAAUCUAAUUGAUGAAAUUGAUGAUCAAAAAUCUCAAAUUGAUCAAGUUAAUCAAGAAUUAUCAAGAUUAUCAGAUACAAAUGAUGAUAUUAUUAUCAAUGAAGAAAUUGAUAAAGAAUUCGAGCAAAUGCUAAAGGAAGAGAAAUUAAGAGAAGAAAAAUUAAAAGAAGAGAAAUUAAAGGAAGAAAAAUUAAAAGCAGAAUUAAAAGCAGAAUUAAAAGAAGAAUCAAAAGAAAAACAAAAUAAAAUAUUAGCUGAAACCAAUCAAAACACACCAACUCCACUUGAAAGUCAACCAAAAGAAGACCUGCUCAAAAUUUCGAAAGAGAAAACAGAAGAAACACCUUCUGUCAAAAAUAAUGAGACCGCAGAAUCCUUAGAGGUUUCUACAAAUCAUUCAAGUUUGGUUGAAAGACUAAAUAAUUUAAAGAUUGCUCACAAAAACUCAGUUGAACAAAAUCUUUCCAAAGCUGAUCAGGAAAAAGAGAAAGAAAAAUUACAAGUUGCAAAUUAAACAUUAUUUUUGGAAUUGAUUAUUUUUUUUUAAAGAGAUUUUAUAUUUUAUUAUCAAGCCCUUUUAAUUAUUUUAUAGAUAUACUGGCAUUUUAUUUCAUUUAUUUGAGGUUAAGUUAUAUUAAGCAAUCUUUCAAGUAUCUCAAUUAACUUUUAAUAACUUGAUACUUCUUUUUUUUUUUAGUGAAUACAAUCGUUU
Molecule: messenger RNA, 1912 nt
Organism: Ascoidea rubescens DSM 1968
Lineage: Eukaryota; Fungi; Ascomycota; Saccharomycetes; Ascoideales; Ascoideaceae
Exons: 1
Coding region: 35-1714 (559 amino acids)
Biological process (GO): vacuolar transport
Source: RefSeq, a predicted model, not a curated record